Molecule: messenger RNA, 922 nt
Organism: Galleria mellonella (greater wax moth)
Lineage: Eukaryota; Metazoa; Arthropoda; Insecta; Lepidoptera; Pyralidae
Exons: 1
Coding region: 49-840 (263 amino acids)
Source: RefSeq, a predicted model, not a curated record
UUGGAGUGGUGUCGAUUUCAAUAACCAUAGUACCGAAUCAUCUUAACAAUGAAGGUUGCUACUUCUCUGUGUAUAUUCGCUGCUGUCGUAUUUGUUGUGGAGCCGGCGCCUACUCUCGAGGAUGCUUUAGCACAACAACUUGAAGACACAGUACUGCUCAGUCAGCAGCCGCAGAUCCGACGAGAAAAACGCUCCCAGUACCCAUCGUAUGGCGGAUACGGCGCUCCAUGUGGUGGCGCUGCGGUCGCGGCGCUCCCAGCUGUCGCUCCGUUACCAGCCGUCGCCCCUUCGGCCUACCAACUCAACUUGGGUCCCGUGCAUGCGGGAUACGGAUAUCCACCACCUCAUGCACCCCAUUCCUAUUCUUACGGAGGGCCACACUACCGAUCUGACGAAUUUGGAUCAGACCACGAGACUUUCUUCCAAGACAUGAUGGCUGAGCACGUCCCGAUGGCACGGUAUGGAGGAUACGGUCCAGCUAUGCACGCUGGUGGUAUGGGAGGAUUGAGUGGUAUGGGAGGAUUAAGCGGUUUAGGACAGCUGGCGUCUGGUGGGGCGGCUCCCUCUGGUCCGGCCUAUGGAGUGUUCCCCAAUGCGAACGUUGGUGGAUGCAAUGUCCCACUUCUGUUGAGUUGUUCGCCAUCGAUAGUUCCAGGGAAAUUGAUAAAGUCCCAGAGUUACGGAUACGGUGGCGCCCCCGCGGCGGCGCCGGCGAACGCAUACAGAGGCGUAGAUGAGAGCCAUCACGAAAUGCAUGAGGAGCACCACGAGGAACCCGAGACUCAUGAGCACGCGGCCACUUCCAGUGAGGCUGGCCAUCCGAUGAGCUCCCACCAGUAAAAGUAAUUGUUAGGUAUAGUUGUACGUAAAUAAUUGUAAGACUGCUGUAUAAUAUAAUAAACGAUUACACGUUUAUAUAAUU